AUGAUAUACGAGACCAUCGUUGCACCAGUGUUAGCGGCUUCCCUGGGCAUCGGAAUCAUAUGUGGCCAGAUGGGAUUGUUGGGUCUGUCGGCCAAUGUUGGAUACAACCUUGGAUUUUACGGAUUCGGAUCUCAAUUUAAGGCUUUUUGUAAGGCAAAAAUAAAGUAUUUUGAAUCAAGUAAGUGAUUUUUAGUAGUCUCCCUGAUUUUCUCAUUACUGGCGACAAAACAACUCCCUCGAAUGUCGAGUUCUGGUCUCUGUUCAGCCGUAAUUGGAGGUAGCACAACAUCCUCAUUUGCAUUUUAUGCAAUGAGACGAUCAAUUGUAAUAGGAGCAACAAUUGGACCUCCCAUUUCAGCCUUGAUUUACUGGUUUCUAAUUGAAACAAGGAGCGAAAGUCUCAAGAAAUUACUCUUCUGGAGUUACAACAAGGUCCGAGGGAAUCCAGAUGUUAAAUGGGAAAUGUAA
Bursaphelenchus xylophilus (pine wood nematode) is the source of this 468-nucleotide messenger RNA. Lineage: Eukaryota; Metazoa; Nematoda; Chromadorea; Rhabditida; Aphelenchoididae. The record is from the annotation of a GenBank genome assembly.